Molecule: messenger RNA, 843 nt
Organism: Sodiomyces alkalinus F11
Lineage: Eukaryota; Fungi; Ascomycota; Sordariomycetes; Glomerellales; Plectosphaerellaceae
Exons: 4
Coding region: 1-549 (182 amino acids)
Cellular component (GO): membrane
Molecular function (GO): transmembrane transporter activity
Source: RefSeq, a predicted model, not a curated record
AUGUCUGCUCUAGCCCAUGACCUGACCAUGCUGCGUAGCACCGGUGUCAGGGGCGUUGUCACGUCAUUCUUCAUUAUCACUCUCACCGCCGGCGUAUUCGGGUUCCUGCUGAUGCCGCCUGGGCCAUGCCAGACAGCUAGCUGGUUCCGAGGCAAAAAAGAUUCCCUUUUGGCCCCUCAGAACCCAGCUGACGUGCCAUCCUUUCCCAACCUCUCCCGGUUUGUAGCCCAUCCCAUUCAAGUCGGCUGGAACUCGCGUAAUUCAAACACAGUCCGCUCCCGCACCGUUUCGGCAGCAUGCUAUAACAUGUUCGUCCAAGCCAGCGGCAUCAUAUCCUCCAACAUCUACCGCCAGGCACCCCUUUACCGCCGGGGCAACAGAUACCUCCUCGCCAUCGCCAUUGGCGACAUAGCACUCUAUGUCCUCGUCAAAGCCUACUACGUUGCGCGGAACCACUCGCGGGAUCGCAAAUGGGACGCCAUGACCGAGGACGAGAGGCUCAAGUACCUUCAAUGCUACCACGACGGACGAGGGGAACAAGAGGCUUGAUUUCCGCUUCUCGCACUGAAACAAUGGAGCAAUGGGACAAUGGUCGUAACAUCUGCGAGUAUGGAUACAUCAUUCGUAUCCUCUCACUUCCCACUCCACCCUAGAAGAUGAAUCUCAUUCAAGCCCUCAGCCUAAUAUGCACGAACGAAGAUGGGUAUACCGUAUACAUGGAAUGUUUCCUUCUCCCACAUAAGAGUCGUGUGGUCACGUUCUCGUUCUACUUCUGCAUUAAUACGCAGCGGUACUCAUAGUUAUUAUAGCAUCAUCAUGGUAUACGACAUAGAUAUCUACCCU